This is a messenger RNA of Daphnia pulicaria, 1349 nucleotides long. Its product is annotated as secretory carrier-associated membrane protein 5-like. Gene Ontology annotation, cellular component: recycling endosome membrane; trans-Golgi network membrane. The transcript has 9 exons. The record is from RefSeq and is a predicted model, not a curated record. Gene Ontology annotation, biological process: protein transport. The coding region runs from base 56 to 1051 and encodes 331 amino acids. NCBI's taxonomy places the organism in Eukaryota, Metazoa, Arthropoda, Branchiopoda, Diplostraca, Daphniidae.
UCUCGUGCGUGAUGCGCCAAACUUUCGUGGUAAAGUGUUUGUUCCGACUUACACAAUGCAGGACCCAUCGCGUGGAUUUGCUGUAGGAACGGAUCCUUUGGCAGACUACAAUCCUUUUGGCAAUCCUUUUGCCAACAACCAAACUGCAGCCGCAUCUGUGGACCCAAAAACCAAAGACCAUGGCGCCAGCAAGCCUCCUUCUGUUCACGUUGCCCCAGUGAUAUCUCCAAAAGAGACUAAGAAACAGACACCCCAACAGCAGGUGUCUAUGUCUGCUGAAGAUUUUCUGAAACGCCAAGAGGAACUCGAGCGAAAAGCCCAAGAGCUACAGAAGCGAGAAGAAGAAUUGCAAAAGAAUGCAUUAUUCAAUGCGAAUAACAAGGCUAAUAAUUGGCCGCCUUUGCCCAAAAAGUUUUGCGUCGAACCGUGCUUUUAUCAAGACAUUCAAGUCGAAAUCAAAGUGGAAUUUCAACCGAUCGUUAACUUGAUUUACUACACUUGGCUGUUGCAUGCCCUUUUGUAUCUAGUGAAUGUUGGAGGCUGUCUAGCAUUAUUCAUUCAGAUGGGAGAGGGAACUAUGUUUGGCUUGUCCAUUCUUUACUGCAUCCUUUUCACACCUGCCUCGUAUAUUUUCUGGUUCAGACCAGCGUACAAAGCAUUCAAAUCGGACAGCUCCUUCAAUUUCAUGGUGUUUUUCGUCUUUUUCUUCUCCCAGUUGAUCGCCACUAUUAUUCAAGCUGUCGGCAUUCCUAAUUUAGGAACUUGUGGAUUCAUAGUUGGGUUGGCUGCAGUUGGUAGCCAAGAAAGUUCCGGAGACUUGGCUGUUGGAAUUAUAGUAUUGAUAAUUGCUUGCGGUUUUGGAUUGGUCGCAUUCGGAGAUUUCCUUCUCCUUGUCCGAGUUAGCCGACUUUACCGCAGCACGGGGGCUUCGCUGUCGAAGGCAAGAAGUGAAUUCACUUCCGGAGUGAUGGGCAACGAACACGUCCGUCAAGCUACUACGGAUGUGAUCACCAACACCGUUCGAGUUCAGAUGGAUAACAUUGGGUUCUAGAUAACAGAUAAUCAGUUCACUUUCCCUGUUUAUUUUUCCUCGUUCGGCAUCCAGACUUACACUAUUGGAUUUAUCAAUCUACCUAUGUUUGUUUUAAAUUUUGCAUGUAUAAUUUAGGGAGCUAGGUAUAUCAGGUAUCAGCUGGUUGAAUAUAUAAUUAAUACUGCACAAGCGUUGUUGGGAAAGAAAUGAGAUCAUUUCUAAAUUUGAGAGAAACCCGAGGCAUCGGGUACGAUUCGCUUGGAUAAUGUUUCGGAAAUUUGAGGCAUUCUCUAAAAUACACAUUCGAUUCAAUUAA